GACUUAUACACAAGAAUAGGAACGAUUCAAGGUCUUAUUCUCAUAAUUGAGCUUAGACUGUCGGUAUAAACAAUUGGAGUCGUCCUUUCUUUUAAGCAAGCAGAUAGCCUCGAAACUCAGACUCCAGUACGGAGUACAGAUUUUGAUAUAUCAUCAGUUUUUAAGAGCUUAAGCAUCGGAGUAGAUGCGCCAAACACUCUGUGCCCGCUGCAGGCCCCUAGCUGGCCUAACGCGAAGACAGGUCAUACGCCCAGCAACACAACAGCAAAGACGUAACGAGUCUACUAUUAGCAGCGAUGUCAGUACCGAUGAGCAGGGAGAAGUAACCAAGAAACGCAAGCCGAAUGUCAUCUUCUCCGGCAUCCAACCCACCGGUGUUCCGCACCUAGGAAACUACCUAGGGGCAUUGCGGCAAUGGAGGAAACUUCAGGAUGACGCAGAGCCCGAGGAUAGACUGCUCUUCUCCGUUGUAGACCUGCACGCCAUCACCAUGCCCCAAGACGCCAAGGUCCUACGUCUGCGGCGCCGGGAGAUGCUGGCCGCGCUACUAGCCAUCGGCCUCGACCCGGAGAAAGGGUCUACGAUAUUCUUCCAGAGCUCCGUGCCUCAGCAUACCGAGCUCAUGUGGAUUCUCAGCUGUACGGCGUCGAUGGGGUAUCUAGGGAGGAUGACGCAGUGGAAGAGUAAAAUCCAAAUGAACAAUAAAGCAGGCGACCUUGAAGACGCAGCCAUGACAAAUCUAAAGCUAGGCCUAUUCUCCUACCCCGUGCUCCAAGCAGCCGAUAUCCUAGUGCACCGCGCAACCCACGUCCCCGUCGGCGACGACCAGCGACAGCACCUAGAGUUCGCGCGCGAGUGUGCGACUAAUUUCAACCACACGUUCAAGAACAUCCUCGUCCCGCCCGAGACCAUGACCACCCCCUCCCCCCGCAUAAUGUCCCUAACCCACCCCGACUCCAAAAUGUCAAAAUCAACACCCAACCACCGCUCCCGCAUAAUCAUAACCGCCCCUCCAAACGAGAUCCGCUCCCGCAUAAUGAGCGCCGUAACCGACAGCCACAACGGCGUAACCUACGAUCCCGAGAUGCGGCCCGGCGUCGCCAACCUCCUCGAACUGCUAUCGCAAUGCAACAACGCCCAAGAAAGCCGCCCUCUGGCCCCCGACGAGCUGGCGCGCCAGCUUUCCGGCGCCUCGCUCAAGGAUCUGAAGGAGCUCGUGGCGGAGGCCGUGUGCAUAGAAUUGCGCGGGGUGAGGGACCGGCAUGACGAGUUUUUGAAUCGGAAGGGGGGUAAGUGGCUUGAUGAGAUUGAGGCUGAGGGCGCCGAGGUGGCGAGGCGGAAUGCGGAGGAGACGAUGAGGAUGGUGAGGGAUGCGGUGGGCUUGGGACCGGGGGCGCGGCUUAUCUAGGGUGCCUAGUGUACGAGGAUAAAAAAGCACAUUAGAGAAGCUAAAGACGUAUAUUAUACUCGUUAGCUACGAUAGAUGCGACAUCGUCGUAGUUAGCAUCUGUAGUAUUAUUCACAACUUCACUACAAACUACUACGGCGGAAUUACGCG
Molecule: messenger RNA, 1558 nt
Organism: Daldinia loculata
Lineage: Eukaryota; Fungi; Ascomycota; Sordariomycetes; Xylariales; Hypoxylaceae
Product: putative tryptophanyl-tRNA synthetase
Exons: 4
Coding region: 185-1408 (407 amino acids)
Biological process (GO): mitochondrial tryptophanyl-tRNA aminoacylation
Cellular component (GO): mitochondrion; mitochondrial matrix
Molecular function (GO): ATP binding; tryptophan-tRNA ligase activity
Source: RefSeq, a predicted model, not a curated record